AUGAUCAGAGUCCUUACCAGAUCGAACUCAUCGGUCUCCUUGCUGGCUGGUAUCAUGGCUGUCGACUGGCUUCUACAGCAAUGGUUCCCUGACCUACGACAGUGGCCACGGGUGAGGAUUGCGUGUGACGGCCUUUUGGCCAUUGAAAUGGCCUUGGAAGAUCGCCCUCUCUCCCCCACGGACAUGCAGUUUGACUUGGUCUCAACCAUCCGGGAAGCCAUCGCUCGCACGUCGGUGUCCUGGUCUCCUCAGUAUGUGUAUGGCCACCUCGACAAGACCCUUCUCUUUGAGGAACUGACUCGGUGGGAGCAGAAGAACCUGGAGGUCCAUGGACUGGCUGUGGAGUUUCGCAAGGAGCUCAAGGUCAAUCAUCAGCUGAUUGCACCGGGGUUCUUGAACUCUCAAGGCAAGAAUAGUAAUCGUUGGAUGGAUAUCCAAACGAGCUCUCUUAGAGACAUAAAGUCCCCUUGCAACAGUAGUAUGAAAGAUUUGAUGGUACUCAGCAUUGAGUACUUUCCUUUCCCAGCCUCCAGUAGAUUGUUACCAGCUGGUGUUUCCUGCUUUGAAUCCUUGUUGAACUUGAUAGGAAAAUCUUCCAACAUGUUCUUGACAUAG
Molecule: messenger RNA, 615 nt
Organism: Cylindrotheca closterium
Lineage: Eukaryota; Bacillariophyta; Bacillariophyceae; Bacillariales; Bacillariaceae
Source: the annotation of a GenBank genome assembly